GCCUAGCCAACAAAUUAAGCAGACAGCAUUUGCACGAAUCAACACGAAUCGAAGCUGAUCAAACUAACCUAGGCCUAGGGCCUAGACCUUCUGUGAGGUGACUCACAAACUAGCUUCAUGGCUGGGUUUUCUGAGCUGAAAAAGGCUCGGAAGCAACUAACUAAUGUUCUUGGAGAUGACGUUAAACAGUAUUGGACCAACAUGAAGCUCUGGUUUCGGCAAAAGGUAACAAAGGAGGAAUUUGAUAAUGAAGCUAGGAGACUGCUAAAAGGUGACAAUGUUCAGUAUCACAAUGAGUUCUUGGUAGCAAUUUUAGCAAAAUGUCAAAGCCUGACCUCUGCAACAGAAACAGUCAAGGAAGUGAGCACAGUUGUACACCCACCACCAAUCAAGGUGGCAAAGAAGGAAAGCAAACCAGUGAAAAAGCGCCGUCAAUCAGUUAAAUUGUCCUUAGAUCAUCGGUUCGUACCAAUAGACCCUCUGCCAGAAGCACCAUCGAUUGAACCAAGGGCCUUGCAAGAUGGGGAGCAGUUAAGUUUCUGUGCCGGCAGCAGACUUCUUCCAGACCCCAGCAUGUUACAUGGACGGAUGUUUGUAACUGCCUGGGAAUUUGGUCUAGAUCAAAUUGAGGAUGAUACUGUUUCAAUGAUGGUACAUGCUGCAGAGCAAAUAUUAAAAGACAUUUUAACGCAAGCAUUCUGCUUAAGGAGUGGUUAUCAGGUACGACAUGGGAACUUUCGACAUGCAAUAGGCACACUUACUCAUGUACCACCCAUUAGAACAAGAACACGUGACCAGAGCAACUGGGCUACAACCAUGCCAACAACAGUUGAUCCAGUUCACGGUCAGAUCCCCGGCAAACAGCCUUCAGUGGAAAAAGCUGAGGCUCAGUCUGUGAUGCAGGCAGCAAUCAGUGGAACACAGCCACCUCGUAGACCCAUGUCACUCUAUGAUCUGCAAGACACUCUUAAGAUGUAUAAGAAAACACUGCCCUCGCAUACUGUGUAUAGUAUUAACAUGGAGCGGAUUAUAGCAGGGCUGUGGCAUCCGAGCCAUGAAGAACUUGAUCAAGAUAAUCUGCAUAGGGAGGAGAAACUGUACAGAGAAGAAAUAGAGAUUAGUGAAAAAUGGGCGACUCAGUGGAGGACAGAUGGACAAACAAAAGUUGUUUAGGUGACAAGGAACUACAGUUUUAUAUUAAUAUUUUAAUUACUGUUUUUUCAAUUGUUUUUAUUGAUGUGUUUAAUGUCAUAAGAAGUUUCCAUACCAUUUGAAGCCUUUUCAAAUUUAAAAACAUUAUUUAUUCAUAAUUAAAUUUAUAUUAAAUAAUGUA
Anneissia japonica is the source of this 1333-nucleotide messenger RNA. Its product is annotated as transcriptional adapter 1-like. Gene Ontology annotation, molecular function: transcription coactivator activity. The coding region runs from base 118 to 1173 and encodes 351 amino acids. Lineage: Eukaryota; Metazoa; Echinodermata; Crinoidea; Comatulida; Comatulidae. Gene Ontology annotation, biological process: regulation of transcription by RNA polymerase II. Gene Ontology annotation, cellular component: SAGA complex. The record is from RefSeq and is a predicted model, not a curated record. The transcript is spliced from 9 exons.